This is a messenger RNA of Theobroma cacao (cacao), 1212 nucleotides long. Lineage: Eukaryota; Viridiplantae; Streptophyta; Magnoliopsida; Malvales; Malvaceae. The record is from RefSeq and is a predicted model, not a curated record.
AUGAGUGCUGAAUUGAAAGCUUUACAAGACAGUGAAACAUGGAGCAUAGUACCAAGACCUCUAAAUUCUCAUGUAAUUGGGUGCAAGUGGGUGUACAAAGUGAAGUUGAAUGCAGAUGGACAAAUUGAAAGAUAUAAAGCUCGCUUGGUUGCAAAAGGGUAUAAUCAAAUUGCAGGUUUUGACUACAAAGAGACUUUCAGUCCUGUAUCUAAGCAAACAACAGUAAGAGUAUUCUUUGCCAUAACAGCAGCUUUCAAUUGGCAUCUAACACAGUUGGAUGUGAACAAUGCAUUCUUGAAUGGAGAUUUAAAGGAGGAGGUGUACAUGGACAUACCACCAGGAUAUGAGAUCCAAGGGGAGUAUCCAGAGAAUGUGAAAUUGGUCUGCAAACUUCAUAAGUCACUAUAUGGCUUAAAGCAAGCAUCUAGGGAGUGGAAUGCCAAAAUCAAGUCUUUUAUUAUACAAUAUGGUUUUAUUCAGUCCAAUGCAGAUCACUCACUGUUUACUAUGAAGACAAACAAUGGUGAGUUCAUUGCACUCUUAUUGUAUGUAGAUGACAUAGUAGUAGGGAGUUCUUCAAAACAAGCUGCAGAUGAUGUGAAAUUGUUCCUAAGUUCACAUUUUAAGCUCAAGGAUUUAGGAACAGUCAAAUAUUUUCUCGGGUUAGAAAUAGCAAGAUCUCCUGAAGGUAUCUCCAUAUCACAAAGAAAAUACACUUUGGAUCUCUUAGAAGAACAUGGGUUGUUAGGUGCAAAACCAGUCUCCACUCCCAUUGAUUAUAAUCAGAAGUUAGUCAAGGCUCAAGAUGAAGAGAAGCUUAUCAAUUCAACAAACUACAGACAAUUAGUUGGGAAAUUACUGUACCUCACAUUCAGCAGACUAGACAUAGCAUAUGCAGUUCAAGUAUUGUCACAGUUUAUGGACAAGCCUAGUCUUGAACAUAUGAAUGUAGCUCACAGGGUGCUAAAAUAUCUGAAGGGGUCACUUGGCCAAGGUAUCCUAAUGAAGUCAGAAUCAAAUUUAAUGAUUGUGGGAUACUGUGACAGUGAUUGGGCAGGUUGUCCUAAUUCUAGGAAGUCAGUCACAGGAUACAAUAUGUUCAUUGGAAAUUCUUUAGUGACAUGGAAAUCUAAGAAACAAUCAGUGGUGUCUCGAAGCUCAGCAGAAGCUGAGUACAGAGCAAUGGCAUCAACUAGUUGUGAAAUUAUCUAG